Messenger RNA from Cydia pomonella (codling moth), 3720 nucleotides. RefSeq lists its product as uncharacterized. The transcript is spliced from 8 exons. NCBI's taxonomy places the organism in Eukaryota, Metazoa, Arthropoda, Insecta, Lepidoptera, Tortricidae. The record is from RefSeq and is a predicted model, not a curated record. The coding region runs from base 22 to 1578 and encodes 518 amino acids.
UGUGUGGCGAAAUAGAAGGAAAUGAAUUGUAUAGUGUGUGUGUUUCUGAUCAAUGGAUUGUUGGUUAAUGCAUUCCCCGCUAACGACGGAGUGGACAAUGGCGUACAUAUAACAGUACCAGUGACGGGCGUGGCGGAAUUCAGCGGAACUGCCCAAGCUACUGGAUCAGUGGCUUUACUUGCUCACACUCCAUGUCCAGAAAUUACGCUACCGUUUAUUGCUAGUACGCUAGAAAAUGAUCGUUUACCGAAAAAUUCUGAGGCCGGUGAAGAAAUAGACGCCACAAUGGCUGAAAGUGACGCAUUCGUAGAAAAAAAAUUACAAGGGAUGGGAUCAAAAAUGCAAAUUGCAACGCAAUGCAGUCCUCUGGACUCAACUCUACAGCAAAUGGAAUCUGAACUUUCCACAGAAUUAUCUAAGUUUGAUGAGUUUUUAGAGUCAGAAUUGGCAAAUACUGAAGAAAUGGUCCAAUCAGCACUAAGAAAAGUACAAUUAGAAACAGACAGAAAAUACGACGAGAUCACAGAAACAGUAACAAACGAGUUGACGGAACAAGAUGCGUUAAUACAAAUAUCAACGCUUAUCCUACAAUCGUUUGUGGAAUCAAAACUCGCAGAAACAGAAAAUCUAGUCAAAGCUGAGUUAGAAAAAGUAAAUACAUUUGUGGAUUCCGAGCUGGAAAAAGUUGACGCCAUUGUAGAGUCUGAAUCAGCAAAUAUAAACUUAGCUGUAGAGACAGAACUAGAGAAAACGGAUGCUUUAAUACAAUCUGAACUUAUGGAAAUGGAAUCGGUUGUAAAAUCAAAUAUUGCAAAAAUGGAAUCUCUCGUAGAAUCUGAAUCAGAAAAAGUUGAUAGAUUUAUUGAAGCAGAACUGGCAAAGACCGAUGCUUUUGUAAACUCAGAAUUAUCUAAAAUACAAUCAGUUUUAGCAACAAAAUUAGAAAAAGUAGAAAAAGCAUUAGAUGUUGGUGAUUCUUGUACAAUGAGCAGUGACAGUGUUCCUAUGAUGGUGCCAGUUCCAAUAUAUGCUGAAAAUUAUUCAGGACUUACUCUUAACAACGAUGAAUCGUACACUCAAAUGCUUCCUUACAUUGACACCGGCUUCGCUCCACCUACAAUAGGAACUCGAAACCCGAUAAUAACCCUUAACGAAGCACCUUACGACAGCCAAUACCUUGGAAAAACAGCACCAGUCCUGUACCAUAGGAAUCAACUACCAAUGGUGAACGUCGUCCGGGGAACAGCUAGAGCGACGGGCCACAUGAAGCUGUUUUAUAAAUUUCCAUGUCCACCGUUGCAAGCGACAGAAAUAGGCCCGGAUGGAAAGAAAUGCAUAUGGAUUAAGAAAAAAUCUUGUGAUAAAGAAAAACCUUCAAAACCAAAAGUUGAAUUCCCCGAUGUCUCGGUCACAGAGAUACCCACAGAAGCCAAUUAUGAGGACCUUAGCAGCGAAGAACCAGAAGAUUUUGUACCUUUAGGUCCCAUUCCUAUUCGUGGUGAAACGGUAUUUGAGGGGAAAGCACCUGCUUAUGGCUCAGUUAGUAUUACUGGGCACAGUGUUGAAGCAGUUUUCUGAAGUAAUGAACUAUACUUUUUCUUUUUUUACUUGAUAUCGGACGAUAUGGCAGUCGGGCCCGACUCUAGCUUGUCUCUGAAUAAAAAAAAGUACGGAUGCGUGACAUGCGCGAAACAGUAUGCUUUACCGCCAUUUUGACGUUUAAUUAGUUUGAAAGUAUAAAAUUACUUUGUUUUGUUGAAACUUAUGAUAUUGAAGUAGAUAAAGCAGUGUAUGUAACUGUACAUAAUUACAUAUUAAAAUACUCGUGUGAUCCUUUUAUGAAACUCGUUUCAUUCGUUUCAUAAAUCCACACUCGUAUUUUAAUGCCUUUCAUUAUGUGGCAGUCACAUAAACAACUAUAAAGUUUAAAUAAAUAAGUGUCAACAAUAGAACGUCCACUUUAAUUUACUAUCCCCCUUCCAUUUCCUAAUGGCGUGGAAAACUAAUUCCAUUUAACCAUUAACGAUUAAAUGGCAUUAUUUUAGAGAAAAAUAACCUUGACAUCGAUCGAAUAUUAGUCAGAAUUAGCGAAAAAUCGCUUGCAUCAGCAUAUCGAGAUCAUUGACCUACUUACUUGUACACUUUUUACGUGCCUAGCAAUAAUAUCUGACUGACAUGACAAUAUAAUGUAAAGACAGGUUCUAAGACGUCGAAGCUCAAAAGUUUCAAUAAUAAAUUAGUCUCACUCCAGAUUGCUUUGAAAAAACCUAGUUAGAUUAUAAUUGGCUACUUGACAGUUUUUAGGGUUCCGUAGUCAACUAGGAACCCUUAUAGUUUCGCCAUGUCCGUCUGUCUGUCUCUCUGUCUGUCUGUCCGAGGCUUUGCUCCGUGGUCGUUAGUGCUAGAAAGCUGAAAUUCGGCAUGGAUAUAUAAAUCAAUAAAGCCGAUUAAGUCGUACAAUAAAAUGUAAUUUUUUUUUUGAAGGUACCUCCCCUACACGUAAAGUGGGGGUGAAUUUUUCUUUUUGCUUCAACCCUACAGUGUGGGGUAUCGUUGAAAAGGUCUUUCAAAACUAAUAGGGGUCUUCAACAAACAUUUUUUGAUAAAGUGAAUAUAUUCGGAGAUAAUCGCUCCGAAAGACAAAAAAAAUGUGUCCCCCCCCCCACACUAACUUUGAACCGUGAAAGGUACCAUUUCAUCCCUUGGUUAACAAUGUACUAUACUUUAAGCUCCAGUUUAGCUUAUUGUGACGGAAGAGUAACUACGGAACCCUACACUGAGCGUGGCUCGACAUGCUCUUGGCCGGUUUUUAUUUGUAAAUAAUGUCAAUCGAUCUUAAUAUUCUUGAGGAUCAAAUGUUCAUAUAGGACUCAUGGUAUUUACGAUACACAAUGGUCAGAAAUGAGAGUUAAAGUCUGACGCUCGCACUCGACGAUUGAAACUUCCGACGUGUUGGAAGCCGGUGUUGCUCGAAGAUUGAAACGCUUCUAACAAAAUGAUAUUGUAAUGUGACGCCACAUUAGGGCUCGUCUACACGAUGGCCCAGCGUAGGCCAGUCUAAUCUGACGACCAGUUUGGCCUAGUGGGUAGUCACCCUGCCUACGAAGCUGAUGGUCCCGGGUUCAAAUCCUGGUAAGGGCAUUUAUUCGUGUGACGAGCAUGGAUAUUUGUUCCUGAGUCAUGGGUGUUUUCUAUGUAUUUAAGUAUUUAUAAAUAUUUAUAUAUUAUAUAUAUCGUUGUCUAAGUACCCUCAACACAAGCCUUAUUGAGCUUACUGUGGGACUUAGUCAAUUUGUGUAAUAAUGUCCUAUAAAUAAAUUUAUUUUUAUUUUUAUUUAAUCUAAGGGACGCAGCUAUACGGUGAAAUGAGAUAUUUCUAUCACUUGCUCCCUCUAACGCAUAAAUGCGUCCCUAAGGACUGGCCUGCGCUGGGCUAUCGUGCAAAGGAGCCAUAUUACAUUAGUCUGUCCUAAAUAAAAAAAUAGAAGCAAAUAAAGAAAUACAAUACAAUACAAACCUAAAUGUAUGGAAGAUCAAGGAAAUUGCUAUUUUGACCCUGAAAUAUUGCAUUUAUGUGUACUAAUUCUAAGAUUUGCUGUACUAUACUAACACUAUUAUGGAUCUCCCUAGAUUCGACACAAAUAAAUGAUUAAAAUUGAACUGAAAUAUGUAUAGUUGUUAUACAAUAUAUUUUUAAAUAAAAUGUAAGGAAUCAAAUCA